UGAAACAUUUUCAUUUUUUACCAGUAAAUCAUCCAUGCAUCAAGAACAACAGUGGAUGUAGCCAUGUUUGUUAUGUCAGUCAUGGUCAAGCUGUUUGCUCAUGUCCCAAGUAUUUAAAUCUUGGAGACAACAAACGCACAUGUGAAUGUAAGUAUUUAGUUUUCUUUUACAGCUUUAAAAAGAAUAAAGCCUGAGUUUUUCUUCCUACUUGCGAGAUUCUAUCAUAUACAGUAGAUAUUGUUUCAAAUUUCGAUUUAUUUGGUAGCUAUCAAUUAUAUCUUAUAUUGAAAUGGUGUAUUGUGUUGAAAAGACUUGAUUUUCUUAGUUCACUUUAUACAGUAGUUAGUACAAACAUAAACGGGCCGCCGAUAGGGGGGAGGGCAGUGGGGCAUUUUGGUCCGGGCACGCAGCCUAACAUAAAAACAAUCGCGUAUACUGUAUGUAAACUAUAUUGUUGAAACGAAAGCAUUGUUUUCAUGAAAUAGACCCAUUGCACAUGACGUCACAGCGCCGGUGAUCAUGAAUCUGGACGACAAAUUAGCAAUGUAUGCAUAAUAUAACUUUUGUAAACAAAGCAAAUUUUGUAAAAGUUUAUAAUAAUUUUGUAUUAAAAUGGUUAAUUUUUGCGCUGAAUGUGGUUGUUGUACCCGAACAGAUGGGAGCAUCUGGAGGACACUCUAAGGAUUUGUGACGUCAGUGCAAUGUGGGUCUAUAGGCCUACGUGCAUGGAGCAAAGACCAUAUGGAAAAAGUAAACCAAGGAUUUGGAUGCUAUCCUUUUUUGCAUUUAACUGAUUUUUGCACAUUAUACAAAUGAAGUGAAACAACAGCCGUGAAGACUCCGCAAAAGUUUUAUACCGUCGUGAAGACUCCGGACUCUUGGACUCCCCCGGGUUCCACCCUUCCCCAUACCCUCUUUGAGGGAAAACGGACUUGGCAAAAAAUUCUGAAAAAAACCCGCAAAAAUUAUUUGUAUUAAUCGAAUCUGCGAAUCCGGUGCAGCUCUCGCCAACUACAGAGGGCAGUCGAGCUGAAACCAUAUAGGUUUUCGGGUGUGCGGGUUGUGACAGGGUGAACUUGAAGGAUGUUUCUUGCAACUCGAGAAUGCUGGGUUUGGUGAAUAAUCCAAAACAUGUUUUUAUUAUGCUAUAUAAUAUGGAUUUAUUUUUUCUAUAGUUCCUCCAACGUGUGGUCCAAAUAAUUUCCGCUGUAAGAAUAGCGAGUGCGUGCACAUAGCGUGGAGAUGUGAUGGAGCGUUUGAAUGUCCAGACGGUUCUGAUGAGGAGAAUUGCCCUCCAUGUAAGGAGAAUGAAUUUCAGUGUGACAAUAAACAAUGUGUACCUAAGAGAGAUCAGUGUGAUGGUGUGCCACGCUGCAAUGACGAUUCUGAUUCUUGUGGUAAGUACAGUAUACCAAGAUCAUAGUCAAUAGCAGUGUUGUAGUCGAGUCCACAACUUACGAGUCCAAGUCCGAGUCCUAUGCAUUCAAGUCCGAGUACAAGUCCAAGUCCCUAGCAAAAUUUCAAUUAAGUCCAAACUUUUCAAGUCCGAGUCCUAAAUAUUUCGAGUCCAAGUCCAAGUCCGAAAUGAUAAAGUAUAUGUAUAAUCAAAUCCACAGGCACUUAAUGCAUUUUUGCAGAAGUCAUGAUGUAAUCAAAGUAUAAAUAUGGUGGUGGCAAACAGACAGUGGCGUAUAGGCGAGGUGGCGACCGCCCCCCAAUCGCCACAAAAAACCAUUUUGUCAAAAAGGCUAAAUCUGUAGAGAAAUUGGGGGGAGGGGGUACACAUUACAUGCUCGAAGUACGUCUUGAAACGCAAUUUGGAGAAUGCAGAAAUGUUGUCUCAUAGAACCUAGAAUUAUUUAAAUGCAAUAUUUCUGAUCAAAAUCACAUUGGGAUUUUCUCUCCCCCUAGCAUCACAGAGGGGAAAGAAGGUGACACUGACUCCUCUUCCUGUUUUUCAAGGUGACAUUUCUAAGGUAUUUAAUUCCGAGGAGAAAUGUCUGGGAAAAUUCAUGUCUUCGACCUACUUUAAUAUAAUCUGCGGAAUUCUGCAAGUUUUCAUCCCAAAAAUGCUUGAAAUCGCAUUUCAGGGACUCUACAGAGUGUAUCAAAAUAAACGCAAUUCAUCUUUUGUGCUUAAUAACUUUCGAAAUACUAUUUCUAGUUAAACGCUUUUAGGCUUACUUCAAAGCCUGUUCUUUUCUCUUUCAAACAAACUAUUAUCCUUGUCUCCAAUGCUAGUAAUAAUUGCACAGGAAAAGAUUUAGUAAAACCUAUCAUUUUUAGUUGCUGUUUAAUUAUGCAAGUUUACUAUAUGUUAUUGUUUAGUCGAUUUAAAUGUUAGAAUUUUCUUCUUUAAACUUUAAUGUUGUCGUCACUACAUCUGGAAAACCACGUAAGAACAAAUUAAAAGUAUUUUAAAAGAGACCAGGUUGUUUGAAAAUCCUAAACGAAUGCUAAAAAUCGUCAAAACAUUCUGGUGUCUGAGCCAGAGUGUCAUCGAAUUGCAAUGUAAUGUAAACAGAAAUUAUAGCAAGUUGAUGUCAGUCAGUUUAGAUGGUCCAAGCCAAAACUAUAUCGCAUUUGAAGUUUCAAACUGAGUUAAAAAUAGUGGAAGAAAAGCCGUAAUUAUACUUAUUGUUACAUUCCAUUUAAUAAAAUGCAACAUUUUUUUGUUUUAAUGAAAAAAUCAGUUAUUUUCAUGAGAACGAUUUGUUAUUCCAUCUCAAUUUUUUAAUCUCCAAUCGCAAUAACGUAAAGUAUUAUUACCCGCGAACCAAUGAGUCAAAUUUAAGAAACAACCCACUGUUAGAAAGCUGAAUGGCUACGCUUUAAAAUGAAUGUAAACUUUAACGUUUUCGUCUAUUAUUUGUUUAGCAAUUUACAUUUCAGUCGAGGAUUGCGCUUUUUUUGAUACACCCUGUAGAUUUCAAAAUUUUUCCGGUGGUGUAUGCCACCCGGACCCCACUAAGCACACUCACGCCUUCGGCGUUCGCUUCGCCCCCCCCCCCCAAAAAAAAAAAAAUAAAAAAAAAUGAAGGUCUCCAUGGCUACGCCACCAGUUGCAAACAGAUCAGACUAUAGUGAUAUUCAAUUUCGAGUUUAAAACAUAUACACUAGUGCAAAGCAGUAUAAGGCCAGGGUUUUUUCAGGGAUUUUUUAGGACCGUAAAACGGCCCCAAAAACUCAAUCUUGAAUUGAGUUUUGAAACUCGAUCUUCUCACGAAAAGUUUCAGUGCAGUAAAAAUGAAGUUUUUUGAGUUGAAUUCGUGACAUGUGCAAAUUAAAUUACUGUAGUUUCAGUUGGAAACCCGACAAUCAAGAAAAAAUGGUUGGAAUUCAUUCCACAAUGAAAGAAAAACAACGCAUUCGCUAUCUUUAACCAGCUUAUAGUGUCCCUUAGUGACCCUGCUUUAACACAUUGCGUCUCAACUACACUUAUUGGGUACAGGUGUCAGCCUCCCACAACUGCCCCAGACCCCCAGCUGUUCAGCUAAACUCAAUCUUCUCUGCAAAUACGGACCCAAGAGAAAAUCCUGAAAACAACCCUGAAGGCCCUACAUUACAUGCAGUGCAUGCAUGUGUCCAAAUAUCUAAAAGUAUUGAAUUUCGUAAAGAGAGAGAGAGAGGGAGAGGGAGAGGGAGGGAGGGAGGAAGGGAGAGAGAGAGAGAGAGAGGGGGGGAGAGAGAGAGGGAGGGAGAGGGAGAGAGAGAGAGGGAGGGAGAGAGGGAGGGGCCAUAAUUUAUUUGUUCGAAACAAUUAGAGCUGUGCUGUUCUUCUGGUACUUUUUUAGCACCGAAAAAUUAUACGCAAAAGAAUUAACCGAUAGUUUCUGUUUUAUUUUCCUGUUUAACGCCCGCCAAACGCCCACCUGAUUGCAGGUUGAAAUGUUUGGAAAAUAACAAGAUUGUGCUCUUUGUACACAAUAUGCACUGUACUAAGUGCUCAAAUAGUUGAUAUAUAUAUUUUAGUUGUGAUAGUUACUGUUGUGAACUUGCUUGAAUUUUUUUUAAAAAGAAAUAUUUCAUCUUCAUAAAUAAAUUCCAAUUGUUCUUUUAAAAUAUUCAGAGAUUUAUACAAACUUACGAAGGCAUAAAUUCAUCUAUUUAGUAAAAAUACUCGAAACAUACAUAAAUGAGUUCAUACAUUUGUACUGUUCUUCUUUUUUUUUUGAAAAUAACCGAAACCGAACCGAACCGAGGUUUUUCUGUUUUCCAAAAAAAACGGAACCGAGAUAAAAUUUUUGGAACCGCACAGCUCUAGAAGCAAUGAGUAUAUGCCAACGAGGAAAUUUAAGUGGUGGACUCGUACAGGACUUGACCUAAAUUCCCAAGUCCAGAGGUGUCAAGUCCUAGUUCUUUGAUAUCGAGUCCAAGUCCGAUGUGUUUAAGUCCGAGUCAUGCCCUCAAGUCCGGACUCGAGUACUACAACACUGGUCAAUAGAAUACGAAAGUUAGGAAACUCGAUGCAGACAUGUAAUAGAUCUCAUUAUCUAUGUUUUUGUCACGUGUGUAUUUUAUUUUCGCAAGAGCAACCAAUAGCUAUGUUUUCUUUUAACCAUUGUCUAAUAUCACGACCGGGUAAUUAAACAAACAGACCGCUAUUGGUUGGUUGGUCAAAAGAAAAAUACAACAUGACGAAGAACCGACCAUAUUUUGCAUAAACUAAGACAACUAAUUUCAGAACCAUCCUCAGAGAUACGAAAAACUAGUUUCAUAUUAAUCUGACACUGCAAUCGACCAACGAAAAAUUCGUUAUUCGAUUGCAGUGUCAGAUUAAUAUGAAACUAGUUUUUCGUAUCUCUGAGGAUGGUUCUGAAAUAGAAUUGAAACACUGCGCGUCCUCUAAGACAAGCGUUAGUCGUCAGUCUCGUCACGAAAAUAUUUCGUGCACUUAAAUUGGAUAAGACUCUCUAUACCAAUCCCUGUUGACUCGAUAACUCAAUAGGUAGAGCGGCGGUCUAGAUGCCCGAAGAUGCGAGUUCAAAUCCCGCUCGAGCCAACGAAUUUUUCGUUGGUCGAUUGCAGUGUCAGAUUAAUAUGAAACAAGACAAAUAAAGCAUAGAUAAUGAGUCUGUUAUGUCUGCACCUUCUUAUUCUAUGGACUAUGCCUAGAUGUACUAUUUUAAACGCGGAUGUACAACAUGUUAGAGUUAUAACCCGUGAAUGCAGUAGAUAAAUAGAUUAAAGUUGUCGACAAAACUCGAAAUAUCUUGAUCGAAAGUCUUUGAACCUUGAACCUUGUUUGGAAACCACCUCGAACGUGGGAUAUAAAUCAUAUACCUGUAUUUGGACAAAAGUGUUAAUAAAAUAGAUCGAAAAUUUAUGAAAAUACAUUCAAAUAACUUUGUUAGCCCCCCUCUCCCCACCCAUCUCCCCACCCAACUCCCCACCCAACUCCCCACCCAACUCCCCACCCAAUGUUACCAAUAGUUCCCCAUUUAAACGCAAUUCAACAUUGUCUUGGGGCAAGAGGGGGAUGUUUUAAGCAAGAUACAGGAAUCAAACUUACAAUUUAAACUCACAGAGGCAAAUUGUAUUAACAAGUUAUGUCCUGGCCCUCGGGUCAAUAUAUACAGGGUUUCCCCCCAAAAAAGUGACACUAUAGAAAUUAUCCUAUUGUUAUAAUUUGAAUGCCUGAGCAUUAUGCUGAACACUAGAGUUAAUUGAAUUUUUAAUUGCAGGCGCAUGAAAUCCUGUGCUUAACAACAAUAGGAUAAUUUCUUUUGUGUGAUUUUUUUGGGGACACCAUGUAUGACUUAUAUCCCGUGUGCUCGGUUUAUAACCUAUACGUAUAUAUUAAACAAACAGUAAAGUCUUACCAUUGAUUAAUCAGAUUUGUGCUCUAUUAAGAUCAUUGGAUCUAGCUUGCAAAAAGUCAUAUGCAUGAGGGAGUAUAAAAAAACGAGACCUUUUGUUAUAAUUCGUCCUAUUGUUAUAAUUUGAAUGCCUGGCAAAUUCCAUGGUAAAUUAACAUUUUAUACUGUAUAUUAGAAAUUUAAAUUACCAUGGGUGCAUAAUAUCUUGAAGAAUAUUUUAAUUCCUAAAAAUCGGCUUUUUAAUAUACGCACCCUGCCAAUAUUUGACACCCCGGUGGGCUUAGUGGCGCUCAGCCAUUCAAAUUACACCAAUAGGACGAUUUCUAAAGGUCUCGUUUUUUUAUACACCCUGUAUACUGUAUGUUCCGCCGGCACUGAUCUAUGUAAAAAUUAUACCGAGUCUGCUGUAUCAGCCAUAUACGAUGAGAGCUAUAACUAGCGAGAACUAUGUUGUAAUAUAAAUUAUCUAAAGAAUAUUGGUUGUGUUUUUCAGAUACGACCUGUGAUAAGGAAGACAAUUUUGUGUGUUCAGAUGACAAAUGUAUUCCCGCUAUUUGGAAAUGUGACGGUGUGGGUGAUUGUUCCGAUCGUAGUGAUGAAGAUCCUCGCCUAUGUGGCAAUGGUAAGGUGUUUAGAAAUCUAUUCAGGCAUGAAAUAGUGGCUGAAGUUAAGCCAAUUUUUCUAUUUUCUUACUAAGUUGCAUAUAAUUGAUGCAUCACCAGUUGAAAUGCGGUUGCUGCAGUAAACAGUAAAUUAUGUUGCACUAAAUUUCAAAAUCGGAGAAUACGUUAGCAAUUUGCCUGAAUUGCUGGUUGCAAAACAGAAUCGGUAGAAAUAUUCUGUAUAAUGUUUGCCUCCCCAGUGGCAGUGGUGCGGCAUUCUUAUUUAGAGAUAUAUAGACAAAUGUCGUAAAAACUAACCUCUGUACAAAUAUUGAAAAUACGCAUAGGCAGUAACUGAAAUCAGGCCAAUAUUACACUAAAUACUUCGACAGACUUUCUUUAUUCUCAGAUUUUGCGAUUAACAACGUCGCGUUAUACAAUUCACUGUUUACUGUUAAAACUAUAUUUUAAUGCGAUAUUCGAAUUACGAAGAAAGUAGAAUAAAUUAUGGCCGUGAUUUCUGGCCAUGCCCAAUCACUUUCAUAUUCAUAUUCAGGGCUCUCUCCUCCGCAGAGGCUUCUUAAGGACACGAAAUCCUUUCUAAGUUUAUCCUUCAAAAGCCUCUGUGGAGGAGAGAGUAUUAGGAAGUUUAAGGUGCCGACAAUGGGUACGGAAUACGGUUGAAAGCUUGUUUUCGCAUUGCUUAACUGAGGCAGACAAAAUUUACAUAUCCCCAGAGCAUAUUUUUCACCGUAGCGACCUUGGCUACAGCGUAAAAAUCACAUUCUUGUGUUGUAAAACCGAAUCAAGAACAUUAUAGCACCGAAACUGACUACGCAACGUUUAAGGUUGGAGAGUAUUUUUAUAAAGAAAUGAUGAAAAUUAAAAGAUGAAAUUUAUCGAACACAAAGCGAUGCACAUAAAACAUAUUUGGGAUAAACUUGUUCAGGAGAGACCCUGGAAACGAGGUUGACAUACAUAACAAAAACUAUUUCAAACGUAUAGUCGGUUGUUCGUAGUCAAGAUUUUAAACUCCCUUAUUCAGGGUGUAGAAAGCGGUAUAUUUAAUAACGUUCCUCAGGCAAAAUAUUUAAAUGAAUGACUGUUGCUCACCAUGGCAGUUAAAGUUGCCUCUAGGGAUGUGCUGGAUACGGCUAAUGGUUUCGAGUAAAAAUUAGCCUGCGUAGCAGGCGUUUAGAGCGGGUGGGAGAAGAGAGGGCGUCGUUAAAUAAACGCCUGCCCAAAUGGCUAUGACAAAUUUAUUUUUGACCGAAAAAACUUCGGCUUUAAUUCUCAUUGGUCGAUCUCGUUGACGGGAGUAAUUACGUAACUCGAAUGUCACAAUUUUGCCCGCGUAAUCGCGUAUAUAUUCUCCUAAAAAAUAUGGCUAAUAAUGCUUUGGAGGAAACUCUUUCUGAUAUUUCAAGUCUUUUAGGUUUCGAAAUUCAGUUGAAACCAGAACAGAGAAAGUCUAUUAUUAAUUUGCUCCGUGGUGAAGACGUUAUCGCGAUUCUUCCUACGCUACGGGAUCGCCAAAUCAAAGCUUGCUAACUACAUGCCAGCACGAGCAGGGAUCGAAUAUUUCUUAUAGUUGUCUUGUUAUUUGUCCCCCCGAAAGUAUAAUUCAAGACCAGAUAGCUGAGGCCAAGUCACUUGGCAUUGCAGCUAUGAAGUUGGACGAUGAUUUUAAGAAUAACACUUCAAAACAUGCUCAACUGCUAAAUAUAAUGAUGCUAAAUAUAAAUCUCGACUAUGAUUGGAUAAUGGGUGAACCAGUGAAGCUGCUAAUUACAAAACGUCAAUCACUCUUAAUGCAUGGGCAAAAACACAUUAGUCAUAGCCAUUUGGGCAGGCGUUUCCUCAACGACGCCCUCUCUUCUGCCGCCCACAUUAAACGCCUGCUACGCAGGCUAGGUAAAAAUAAACAUCCAGCAGUAUCCAGCAAAAUUUGUCUGGAUAUUUACCGAUUAUACUGGAGCUUUUAUUAGAACCAUGAAACCGAAGAAAUGUUUUCUUUGUCUUUUUUGCGUGUUAAGAAAUAAAACAGGAACAAUUACUGGAACUGCAUACAUCACAUAAAACAGGAACUGCAUACAUCACAUAAGAUGUUUUCAAGAUGUAAACUGCUCUCUGCCCUACAUUGCCCGCAGACCCCUGUGCCACAGAUAUUAGCUAAAGCACAUGGUUAAUAAGUUAAUUUGAAAAAUGGACUAUAUUAUGGAGAAAAAAUUAUUGAAAUGUUGACCAAAUACCAACAUUAGUAUCCGGUUAUCAUUUUUCCCUGACCGGUAUCAUCUGGUAUCCGGCAAACAGUAUUAGGCACAUCCUUAGUUGCCUGGUGUUAAAGUUACCUCGUGUAACAUGGCCUUUUCGUUUUUCAUUUCAGCCACAGAAGCCGCGACUCCAAAUAUAUCAGGGGGUGAAUCCUCUCACCGUGAUAAGAUCGUGAUUGUGUUCACUUGUGCAGCCGCUAUUAUCUUCGUGUUGAUUGUGUUAUACUUCUUCAAACGAGCCAAACUUAAACAAGAUAGUCCUUAUUAUAUCCAAACAAGAACGACUUGUCACGAAUCAUCGUUUACAGGAGAUUCCGAUGGAACUCAAUGUUACCCUAAGGGAUUAAUCACACUUAAUGCGUCCAUAUCUUUGAGCAGUAACCCAACAGAUACUGGAGAUACAUUCUAUAACCGCGAUGAUCUCACUGGUCAAUCUCAAUCAGCAAUUGGUCAAACAUAUCAUCGUUCUCUUACAAACCCUCCACCAUCACCAGUUACAGAUCGUUCACAUUUUACGUCUAUCUCAGGCAAGUACUACAACACUCCAUCCCCGUCAACAUGUGAACUGCACAUGUAUCAUAGACCUGUCAUGCCGAACUACACGACACCUGUGACUACAGAUGCUGAAUCAUCGGUUUCAAAGUAUAUUAAUUAUAAACGUAAACAGACAUCUAGUGCAUAUUCUUCAGUCUCCGACGAAGACUAUGAACUUGGAGAGGAGGAUCUCUAUGCUCCCCCUCCUACCAUAUGUACAAACUAUUUCUCAGAGGGAUUACAGGGUACAAACUACUUCUCAGAUGAUGAAAACCCUCCCCCCUCCCCGAGCAGUGAGGUGGGGUUCAUACAGGAACCAGACCCUCCACCUCCAUCACCCGUCACAGAUAGUCCCUCGGUAGCGUAGCCAUCGCAUAUACGAAGGAGACCGAGUGGACAAAGCUCCGCCAAGAAACUGGUAACGAAGCCCCAAGCAAUAUUCAGUAAAGCCAAUCAAAUCAUGUUUGCCAUGUAAUCAUGAAAACUGGGUCCAAAUGGUAACCACGUGAGCGAUCCUGAAUGAAAUAGAUUAAAUAUGAAAGUUGAUUUUCAACUUGUAGAUAAGUAAGAAUAUGUAUAUAGACCUGUGCAGAUUAACGUGUCUGUGUUUUUAUCUUUUUUAUAUAAAAAAGUUCGUAAUACGAGCGACGUUGCAGACCAGAUAUAAUAUAUAUAAAUAUAUGAAAUAUACAUACAUAUAGAGCUGGUAUAUACUUAAAAUUGUGUAUAUUUUGGAAUAAGAAAUUUUAUAUUACAUAUUUUGUUGUGACCAUUAUUGAUUUUACAC
Paramuricea clavata is the source of this 10015-nucleotide messenger RNA. Lineage: Eukaryota; Metazoa; Cnidaria; Anthozoa; Malacalcyonacea; Plexauridae. The record is from the annotation of a GenBank genome assembly.